AUGGUCGGAAGACGAUCCCUUGCUGCCUUCGCUCAUGGCCGCGCCAGCUCCAAGACCAAGAAAGAAAAUAACCCCUUUCGACCCAAGCCUACAGCCUUUAAAUUCCAGGAUGCCGGGAACAAGGCGAUAGAAGAUGAGCGGAGGAAAAGAAUCAAGGACAAACUCAUCGACGCCGUGAAGGGCGAUGAGCUGGAGAGGUUCAGAAAGACAGACGACCAGAUCAAAUCCAUCAAGAACAAGGGCGUCAAGAAAUUCUACGAAGCUCAAAAUGAUGCCUUAGGUGACUGGCUCGAGGUUGACUCGGUCGUCAGGAGUAUAGCGGACGAUAUUCUCGAGUCCUUCGACCCAGACAGAGACCAUGACGGCAUCCUUGAGCAUGGUGGUACACUACAGGCGCAGAAUGAGGACGUAGAGGCUUUCUUGCCGGAGGAGGAGCGGACGAAGCGGAGCAAGGCCGAGAGAUCCGCCAAGAGGGCGAUCAAUGUCAACGUCGUGGCCAACAUCUUUCUCUUGGCUGCAAAGAUCGUCGCUUGCUUUUUCUCCUCCUCGCUGUCGCUGAUCGCGUCUACUGUCGACUCAGCUCUCGACCUCCUCUGCACUGUCAUUGUAUGGACGACCAACCGCCUGGUGCAAUGGAGACUGAACUCUCUAGAGCGCCGCUUUCCGGUCGGCAGACGCCGUCUCGAGCCACUAGGUAUCUUAGUGUUCUCCAUCUUCAUGAUACUCUCUUUCGCCCAGAUCCUCCAGGAAUCCGUCGAGAAGCUUCUUCCCGACGGCGACCACACGAUCGUGGACCUCGGCGCCAUUGCGAUGGGCGCAAUGAUAGCCACCAUCGUCGUCAAGGGCAUCAUAUGGUUCGGCUGCAUCCGGGUGAAGACGACGCAGGUGCAAGCUCUGGCGCAGGACUGCCAGACGGAUGUGUACUUCAACACGCUAUCCCUCAUCUUCCCCCUCAUCGGCAAGCAGGUUGGCGUAUGGUGGCUGGACCCCGUCGGCGCUGGAAUCCUGUCGCUCUUCAUCAUCUGGGACUGGGCCGGCACUGCGUUUGAGAACGUCACUCGGCUGAGCGGUUCCGCAGUCGAUGACAGGCUGUUUAGGAAGAUCAUCUUCUUAGCGUGGCGGUUCGCUCCCAUCGUUGAGGGGUUCAAGAGUAUCAAGGCGUAUCAUGCUGGCGAUGGCGUCUGGGUCGAAGUGGAUAUACUGCUGCAUCCAUACACCCCGCUCAUGAGCUCCCAUGAUAUCGCCGAGACACUGCAGUAUUGUCUAGAGGGGUUACCUGAGGUUGACAGGGCAUUCGUGACCACUGAUUACACGGAGUCAGGCCCGAGUGGCCACGCCUCACUCGUCAACUAAAUCAAUGAGUUGUGUUGGUCCUACUAUAAUCACCAGCUAUCUCAUAUUUCACAGGUACAGGAUCUCCGGCCAGAACAUUCGUCUCUAGGCGUAUGGAGGAGCACAGGAUAUCGCAUAUUUCACGGCAGGCAUUCAAAGAUCACUCCAGGGCGCAGGAAAUAAUUUCUUGGGGGAAAAAAUCAGGCAUUCCUCUUCGUUCAUUAUGUACAUCAAUAAACUAAAUCUUUCAC
Molecule: messenger RNA, 1583 nt
Organism: Cryphonectria parasitica EP155
Lineage: Eukaryota; Fungi; Ascomycota; Sordariomycetes; Diaporthales; Cryphonectriaceae
Exons: 3
Coding region: 1-1353 (450 amino acids)
Biological process (GO): monoatomic cation transport; transmembrane transport
Cellular component (GO): membrane
Molecular function (GO): monoatomic cation transmembrane transporter activity
Source: RefSeq, a predicted model, not a curated record